CUGCUGCGACGGCAACGACGAAUACGACGACAACGACGACGACGGCGGCGACUACGACAAAACAGGCACCUCCUCCGCGGCCACGCACCCUCGCCCGUCGCCGACUCGUUCCCACGACCGCCACCGCCGUGCACCUCACUAGGCUGUGGCAGCAGCAGUAGUAUCCGUGUCCCCGGACAUUACGUCCGCCGGUUGUGUCCGCUCGCGCAUACGUAUAUCGCAUCUGUAAAUCGUAUCCCAUACAUUUAUAAAUAUAAUAUAUAGCGUGCACGCAAACGAUUGCCGCGUAGUAAUCGUAAUUAUUUUGUGCUCGUCCGUGUAGCACGUAAACCCGCAACGCGCUCCGGCCAUAUACAGCAGUUCGCCGCGUAUAGAAAUCGUUGUGUAAACACGGGCACACAACAGUUGUUCCGCGUGAUUCGUACAUAUUUUCGUCGAACCAAGGGUGGUGUUGACGACCGCGGAGACGAGCGAGGCGAAGAAGGAUAACUCUUUUUCCGUCCGCCUGCGGACGCCCUAAACGGCGCAUACACGCACGCACGAAAAACCCAAGGACCAAGAACUCCCGGCACCCAGUGACUCUAAAUGAUUUACCGUCGGCUGCAGCAGCAGCAACAGCAGCACCAGCGCAGUAGGGUUAUAAUCGUCUCGUGUUCCACAAAUACAUCGUUCCCCCGUCCGCACGUUGGCGGCGCGACACCGGCGCGAACAGCGGCCGUCGAGGGUAGCAGUGCGUCAGGAGCAAGGACUGCAGCAUCAACGGCAACGAUCUCGUCGUAAUACAGCAACGCAAAACUACUGCCGUAAAUUCUAGUUCAUAUAGUAUUGCUCACGACGCAACGUUCAGUGCUCAAUAACCGUACAUAGUUUAUACAACAAACAAAUAUAAUUAAAAAAAAAAAAAACAAAAAACUCAAGUAAUUCUAAUAAUUAUUAUAAAUAUAUUAAACACUGUACGACCGUAUUUAAAUAUAUUAUAUAUUAUAAACCGCGAACCGGCGCACGUUCUGCAUACGGGUCCGGCGUUGUUCAUUGUACACCGGGCAUUUAACAUUUUCUAAACGUUUCGAUGGACAACCAAAACACCACCACUUUCCUGCCACCGCCCAUUGACGGCGAGGCGUCGGCGCCGCUCGCGCAACCCGACGACGACUUUGUCGUGCCCUUAUCGGCGGCCGGUACCCCCAAUACGCCGGCCGACGACGGCGGCACCGGAUCUACCGUGUCGCCCGUGUCUCCGGUGCACCUUAACCGCCAACCGCACGGCGCCAUGAUGAUGGACGACGAGCCGACCGCCAGCGCGACUGACAACGAUGCGACGGACGACGGUGCCGGGCUGCUGCCACCUCCGGACGAAACGGAAAACGAUGAGAAAUCGUCCAACAAAGACGCGACCGAGACGAAAAAAGACGGCGACAACGACGACGACAACGACAACAAAGGCGGCGGCGGCGAUGGUAACGACGACGACCAGGUGCCCGUGUUGGCCAUGUCCGGAAUUCUACCGGCCACGGCGACCGGUGGCGUAAAGGCAGCGGCUGAUACGAAGAAAAUUACGAGCGGUGGCAACGAUUCAUCGACCGGUGGCACCGGCACCGGCACAGCGACCGGCAACGGUGACAGCAAAUCAAAAGACAAGUCUCGUUAUACAACAGGCAGUGGUGCGGGAGGUGGAGCGGACGUGGAGGAUCCCGGAACGAACAACUCGCAAGCAGCUUUGGGGUGUGGGACCACAUUUGAGUACGUUGUACUGGUAACGGCAUGCACAAUUCUGCUAUUAGCUGUCACCGGCACAACCGUAUAUUGGACUAUGGCCUACCGAGGUGGAUACGAUCCAAAUUGGUUGCCUUGGCCGCCACAAACUCCGAAGCAACUACUGUCUGUUGGCGUUUUUACUUACAAGCACCCGCAAAACUUCACUGCCGGCGGCGAACUCAACGGUGACAUUAGCAUAACUACUACGACGACUGAGGCGACAACGAUAGAACAGCAGCAAUCCGCACAGCUGAACUCGUCGUCUUCAAAUAUCUUGAUCGAAGAUCGAAGAUUCAACCUACACCCGACUCUGAUGACGAUCGGGUUUGUCACCUUAACAGGAUUUUCUAUAUUGGUAUACAGAAUGGCUGCCGGAUGUUCAACUUCAUGCAGAGGUACUUACGUGAAGUUAACACAUGGAUUAUUACAUUUAGCCACGGUACCAUGUGUGGUGUUUGGAGCAGUGGCUGCCAUGGAAUAUCACCGUUUAAAACAUUUGCCGCAUUUGUAUUCUUUACACAGUUGGAUGGGAUUUUUGACAGUUUCACUUUUUGUUAUACAGUUCACUCUUGGAUUGUUCACAUUCGUGGUGUUAUUGUGUUGCCGUGGCGCGACAGCCGUAUGUCGCUUACGAUGUUUCGCGCCUAUACACGCUACUCUAGGAUUGUGCACGUUCACCCUGGCCAUAGCCACUUGUCUCACUGGACUUCAACAACGCGCAGACUUCACGAUUUUCAACAAUAACGGAAACGAUGAACGGGUAUUAUCCGAGCUGAUCAAACAGAAAUUACACUUGAACAAGGAACCGAUGGUGGUGAACGUGUUGGCUGUCCUAUUGGUGUCCGUGCUAGUUGUGGUGUCGUACACGGUACGCCGGGAAUCGCUCAAACGGAGACCCAACAACAAACCGUUGUACACAGCAACGGUGAGCCCUCUUCGCAUAAAAUCCUCGUCGUCAUCUACCGGAAAGUUUGGAUCGGGAAAGCAAUCGUCACAACCUCCGGUUUAAGAUGCGCCGCAGGUUUCGCAACGAUUCCCACUAUCAUUUUUACAUUAGAUAAUAGAAAAAAAUUCAAUUAAUAAGUAAUAAAACAAAAGUACAACAAUACUGUCAUCGACGUUCAUUGAUCUAGCCAUACAUAUAUAUAUAUAUAUAUAUAAUUUAUUAUAAAUAAAUAUCGAAAUUUAAAAUUCUAAAUUCGCAUUUCGGAUCAUCUCAACCGGCCUAAUUUUUCAUUUACAUUUUUAUAAUCUAUAUAAAUACCUACACUGCAAGUCAAUAUCCAUCGGCCGUGACAUUGAGCAAUUAAUUAAAUCUGUUUUUAAACGUAACGUCGUAUUAUCUCUGUGUUCCAGAUUCCUAUUUGUCUUCCUUUUCCCACAUUUCUUUUUUAAUAUCUACUUUUCAUAUAUGUUCAUUUAUAUGAUUUAUAUGAUUAACGCAAAAGUAUGUUACAAUUGACAUAAUACUAAAAUAAUAUCUCUGAUCGAGUAUUUUAUAUUUACACGUGUUUAUGUAGUACCUAUAAUUUAAAUAUAAUAUUUUAGAUACUGUAAUAUUAUUCAAUUAUAAUCAAUUUUUUUUUCUAAACUAUCGCGUCGUUACUAUUAGAUAUUUAUGUUUCGGAAUUUAUGUUUAAUUUUUAUACACGCAAAUACACGCAGACAUAAAGUACCGGAUCUAGGCAAUUUGAUGUCCGGGGCUAAUAAAAAUCCAGCGUCCUAAAAA
Molecule: messenger RNA, 3484 nt
Organism: Sipha flava (yellow sugarcane aphid)
Lineage: Eukaryota; Metazoa; Arthropoda; Insecta; Hemiptera; Aphididae
Exons: 5
Coding region: 1070-2764 (564 amino acids)
Molecular function (GO): oxidoreductase activity
Source: RefSeq, a predicted model, not a curated record